Messenger RNA from Alternaria novae-zelandiae, 375 nucleotides. It is a transcript of the gene RPL36, whose product is annotated as 60S ribosomal protein L36. Gene Ontology annotation, cellular component: ribosome; cytosolic large ribosomal subunit. The record is from RefSeq and is a predicted model, not a curated record. Lineage: Eukaryota; Fungi; Ascomycota; Dothideomycetes; Pleosporales; Pleosporaceae. The coding region runs from base 1 to 375 and encodes 124 amino acids. Gene Ontology annotation, biological process: cytoplasmic translation. Gene Ontology annotation, molecular function: structural constituent of ribosome. The transcript is spliced from 5 exons.
AUGUCAAUAUUUGCGACUCUGAACCCAUCUAUCGACAACAUCACGACCGUCACGAUGCCGAAAGAAGUCAAGCAGAAGUCUGGCCUCAUCGUUGGCCUUAACGCCGGCCACAAGGUCACCCCCAGGACCCCCGCUCCCAGGAUCUCGAGGAGGAAGGGUUUCCUGUCGAAGCGCACUGCCUUCGUCCGUGAGAUCACCAAGGAGGUUGCCGGUCUUGCCCCAUACGAGAAGCGCAUCAUCGAAUUGCUCCGAAACUCCAAGGACAAGCGUGCCCGCCGCCUAGCGAAGAAGAGGCUCGGUACCUUCGGUCGCUCAAAGAGAAAGGUCGACGAGAUGACCCGCGUCAUCGCUGAGUCCAAGCGCGCUGGUCACUAA